AUGAACCUGCGUGAAAAAGAACAAUUAUUUAAUGGCGACACACAAAAGGAUAUAAAUACUAUUGAAAAUAGAGAUAGCCGUGCAUCAAAUAAAUUCCGUAGGAUUUUCAGACAUUGGAACAGAAGAUCAGAAAAGAGAAAAGUUGGACGUGUUGUUUUUAAAUCAGGACAGUUUAAUUUAGAAAAAUGGAAGAAAUACAAAUAUCGUGUGUUCCCUGACAUCAUAAAGGUUUUCAUUGACUCUCAGUGGAAGUGGACCAUCGUGAUGUGCAUCUUGACUUACAUUUUCAUUUGGUUGGCAUUUACUUGUGUAUGGUGGAUUAUUUUAGAGAUACAUGGUGACUUUGAGCCAGUUCAUUUACCCCAUGCAGUCAAUUCUUCGCAUUGGGUGCCCUGCGUUAAAGAAAUCUACAACUUCACAUCUCUCUUCCUCUUCAGUAUCGAAGUUCAUACAACUAUAGGCUAUGGGACCAGAACUCUUACAUUAGAGUGUCCAUCAGCCAUGAUAACGAUGUGUUUAGAGAGUAUUAUGGGCACAAUUUCACAGUCCUUUAUGAUUGGUGUUGUAUUUGCAAAGUUUACAACCCCUAAGAAUCAUGCGCAGACGCUUCUUUUCUCCAAGAACGCAAUUAUUAACCUAAGGGAUCGCGACUUAUGCAUGAUAUUUAGAAUUGGUAAUACCAGAAAGUCGAGGAUCAUUGCGGGAAGCGUUUAUGCUUAUUUAAUACGACAUGAUUCGGCUGACGUGUUAGACGAUCAAGUACAACUGCAACUGAAAAUCGACACAAGUGAAAACAGAUCCUUUAUGUUGCCCAUUUCUGCGGUACAUGCGAUAAAUGAUAGUAGCCCGUUUUAUACCCUGUCUGCACAAGAUAUUUUGAAAGCUAAUUUAGAAAUACUUGUAGUUUAUGAGGGAACUAUAGAAUCCACUGGUCAGCCUGUUCAAGUGACAUCGAGUUAUACAACACAAGAAAUAUUAUGGGGUCAUCGUUUUGUUGAUAUGGUUGAAUAUCAUGAUGAUAAACAAGGAUUUCUGAUAGAUUACUCCAAGUUGAACGCAACAAGUCUUGUAAAAACGCCGUUGUGCUCGGCUAAGCGACUUCACCUUCAUUAUCAAAAUAAAAAACAUAUGAGAGACCUCAUUUCCUUGUCGAGGUUCAGUACUCCGAUAUGCUCCACCAAAGAAAGAAAUGGAGAAGACUGA
Messenger RNA from Arctia plantaginis, 1203 nucleotides. NCBI's taxonomy places the organism in Eukaryota, Metazoa, Arthropoda, Insecta, Lepidoptera, Erebidae. The record is from the annotation of a GenBank genome assembly.